AUGCCGCGAACCCCCGCGCCCUGCAGGCACGAGCGACCGAAUACGAGGGGAUCCAACGACAGCGACAGACGCUACGAGCUACCGAACAUCGGGGGGAAGUCACCGCGAAAGCUAGCCGCACAGCUGCAACCGCGUAUAACCCCCGCGAUCACUGUUGGCGAUGCCGACAACGCGGGCAUACCCGCUUCGAGUGCCGACGACCGCCCGUUCGAUUCUGCUCACAAUGUGGAAAAGAGGGGGUAUUUACCCGCGAUUGCCACCCGCUGGGAAACGCCAACAGGAUCGAGAAUAUCGCGGCCGCGUCUCGAUCCCAAUAAAUUACACUCCGCGGCCGCACCUGACCGUAUACGUGCACGAUCGACCGAUCAAGGCGAUGAUCGAUACCGGAUCCGAGUUAUCGUUUAUCGAUCAAAAGACCGUGCGUUCUCUAGAACAACUCCGCUUCAUGCCGACUGCCGAGCACGGUCAGGUGCGACUCGCGGACGGGACGCAGCCAUGAUCAUCGGAAUGGACGUAUGGGCGGGAUCGGAAAUUGUCUUGCGACCACCGCCGCCGUACUCACAUACCUACGGAACAACGCCGACCAAGCAGAGUUGUCCGAUCUCGGAGGACGAACAACUCCGAGUGUUCCUCGAGGAGGAAGUAGGUAAAUUCGACCACGUCAGGGGACCAACCGAGUUAAUUGAGCACCGCGUUAAGCUCGUCGAUCCCGCGCCGAUUAAGCAAAGAUACCGACCGCGGAAUCCGGCAAUGCAAGCGAUCAUUGACGCGGAGGUCGAUCAAAUGCUGCAGGACGGCAUAAUUGAGCCAUCAACCAGCGCGUGGAGCUCUCCGAUCGUGGUGGUCCGAAAAAAAGACGGAAAAAACCGAUUCUGCAUCGAUUUCCCUCAAGUAAAUUCCGUCACCGAGCGUGACGCAUAUCCGUUGCCACAAAUUUCCGCCACGCUGGACAAACUGCGCGGAGCGAGAUACCUGUCUACCAUCGACCUGAAGAACGGUUAUUGGCAGGUACCCCUCGCUGCCAGCAGCAGACCGAUCACCGCAUUCACCGUACCAGGCCAAGGGCUAAUGCAUUUUCGGGUCAUGCCUUUCGGCCUGCAUUCCGCUCCGGCAACGUUCCAGCGAUUGCUCGAUCGCGUAAUCGGGCCCGAAUUAGAGCCCCACGCGUUUGCUUAUCUGGACGACAUUAUCGUUGCCAGCCGGACAUUUGCCGAAUACCUGCAGCAUCUGCGCGAAGUCUUCCGCCGACUACGGGCAGCCCGACUCCGCAUAAAUCGCGAUAAGUGCCGAUUCUGCGUACCAGAGUUACGAUAUCUCGGACAUAUCGUGAAUCGCGACGGAAUAAAAACCGACCCCGAGAAAACAACCGCGAUCGCCGACUGGCCUACUCCACAGACCGUAAAGCACAUCCGACAAUUUCUCGGGGUGGCCUCCUGGUACCGACGGUUUAUCAAGAAUUUUGCCACCGUCGCCGCACCGCUAACUACGCUGACACGGAAAAACACGCGAUGGAAAUGGGGGGAGGAGGAACAAGGCGCCUUUGACGCGCUGAAAAAUAAUUUAACGACCGCCCCAGUGCUGGCCUGCCCCGAUUUCGAACGGCCGUUUACUCUGCAAACCGAUGCGAGUACCAUCGGCCUCGGGGUCGUACUCACGCAGUAUUUUCCGGAGGGGGAACGCGUCAUCGCAUACGCGAGUCGGACACUGAACGGCGCCGAAAAAAAUUAUAGCGCGACCGAACUAGAGUGCCUCGCCGUCGUCUGGGGAAUUCGGAAAAUGCGCGGAUAUCUGGAGGGCUACCGCUUCACGGUAAUCACCGACCAUCAAGCAUUAAAAUGGUUGCAGCAACUUGAAUCACCGUCCGGCCGACUGGGACGGUGGAUGUUCGAACUGCAACAAUACGCGUUCGAAAUACGAUACCGGAAAGGCGCGUUGAACCGGGUGGCCGACGCGUUAUCUCGGCAACCCGCCGUCUCCGCCAUAUCACAUCCCCGCUGCCAAUGGUACCGCCGCACAUGGGACAGAUUCGCUUUCAACACUGCAUCAAACGACGCCACCGGGUACUCGCCGGCCUACCUGAAUCUCGGUCGGGAGCCAUGCUCGGUUGUAAGAAGUAACGAAGCCACCGUCGGUCCCAGCAAACCCGACGCCUUAAGACAAAGACUCGAAGACGCGUAUGAGCUCGUCCGCGUCAACCUAGCGCGAGCCUUCCAGCAACAGGCACGAAAUUAUGACUUAAGGCGACGGGACUGGCAACCAAAGCUCGGAGAGUGGGUGUGGAAGCGCGAUCACCCCCUCUCCAGCAAGAGCGAUGCGUUUAACGCGAAACUCGCGCCCCGAUACAUCGGGCCCCUGGAGGUGAAGGCAGCCAUUUCCCCCGUAAUCUACGAUUUACGGAGUAAACGUGGGAAAUGGCAUCGACACGUUCACCUCCAGGAUUUAAAACUGUCGCCCGGCAAGACCGAAGCCGACAGCGCCGCCGAAAUAGCGAACGACGACGCCGACAACGAACCGACCGAUGCCGACAACCGACCGACCGACGCCGAUCGUCACCACCAACGACGAGCCCCCGGCAAUCGCAACAAAAAGAAGGGGCAAACCGCGGGAUGUCGACAACAAAACACAACAACGAGGCCCCGGACGACCGCGGAAAAAUUUCAAGCCGGAUUAAAAAUAAAUAACGGCUGA
Pogonomyrmex barbatus (red harvester ant) is the source of this 2688-nucleotide messenger RNA. RefSeq lists its product as uncharacterized. The record is from RefSeq and is a predicted model, not a curated record. Lineage: Eukaryota; Metazoa; Arthropoda; Insecta; Hymenoptera; Formicidae.